Messenger RNA from Cynoglossus semilaevis (tongue sole), 2252 nucleotides. RefSeq names its product Fc receptor-like protein 5. Bases 112 to 1362 code for a protein of 416 amino acids. The transcript has 12 exons. The record is from RefSeq and is a predicted model, not a curated record. Gene Ontology annotation, molecular function: cell adhesion molecule binding. Gene Ontology annotation, cellular component: plasma membrane; cell-cell junction. NCBI's taxonomy places the organism in Eukaryota, Metazoa, Chordata, Actinopteri, Pleuronectiformes, Cynoglossidae. Gene Ontology annotation, biological process: cell-cell adhesion.
UGAUAACGCCACUUAUUUGCUGGUGUGUGUGUGUGUGUGUGUGUGUUGGUGUCAUUGCAUUUUUAACUGUCAAAAUACUGCAGCGUACAGUGUGGUGUCGUCCCCUCCAGAAUGUCUGCUUCUGUCUUUGUGGUCGUGUUCGGUCUGGGCUUCUGCACCAACUACACCCAGGCGUUCCUGGGGGUUCCACGACUGUACGGCCCUUCAGAGGCCUUAAGUAACACAAUCGAAAACUUUAGAUGUGAAGUUCCCCAUCCUCCAAAGAACGAAUCUGUUCUGCUGACGUUAUUGAAGAGAGGAAAUGAUACCAUUUGGUUGACUGAAUCCACAUCACUGGCUGGAGAGCCUGGAAUCUUCAUCCUGAUCAUCAAACCAUCACAUGAAGGAAACCUGCAGUGUGAAGCCAGAGUUCAGAACCGCUCCAACAUAAACCCGACAUUCAGCAAAUCACACUACCUAAAAGUUAUUGUGCCAGUUAAAGGUGCAGUUAUUGAAGUCUUGUCACAUCAAAAAGAGUUCAUGGAGGAUCAGCCACUGGUGCUCCUUUGUAAAGUUGAAGCUGGGAAUAAUGUGUCCUACAAAUGGCUGCUGAACAACCAGCUCAUCCUCCAGAAAAAUGAGACGUAUUCCUCUCAACUUCUCGUGAUACGCAGAACCACUGUGGCUGACAGCGGCCGCUACAAGUGUGAGGCUACCAACAGGUUCAAUGACAGCGAAGCCUACACGUUCACAAGCAGAAGCCCUCCAGUUCUAAUCACAGUCAAAGGUGCAGUGUCGCCCCCUAAAAUCUCCUACACCGUGGUAAAGGAGGAUUCCAACAACUACACUGCUGUGGUCAUAUGUCAGUCCACCACUGGGACACCACCAAUCACCUUUUCACUUUACAAACAAACAGAGUUCUUGACCAGCCUGAAAACUUACCACAGAGGUGUUGCAUUCAAAGUCCCAGUGCUUACGGAUCAAUUCUUGGGAAUUUUUCAUUGCCAGGCAGACAAUGGAGUCAAUGUCACGCAUAGUCAGCAGAUUUCCAUACAUUUUGUCCCAGUUGGCGGGCAUGUGUCUCUGCACUAUGACUACGAUGUGGGAGAAAACUUUGCUAUCGUUGGCCUGAGGUUAUACUGCAAGGUGGCAAGAGGAUCUCAUCCACGCUACCAGUGGUUUCACAACAACACCCUCCUGAAAGAUCGAGGAAGCUUCUACUACAUUUUUAACCAGGCGCCAGAACAAUCCAUACUUGUGAUGUCUGUGGGGAAGAGUAGCGCUGGAACAUAUCACUGUUUAGUAUCUGACAGCUUUGACAAUACCACCGCUAUAAGCAGCAAAAAGAAAUAUCUGGAUAAAGAAGGUACACUUUAUUCCUGACUUCUUAUAUUACCUUCUGGAAACUUCCUAAUUCCUUUCUUUUUCUUCCUUCAUCUCCACCCGUCUCCCUGUCUUGGUCGUGGCAGCUGUCUUUCUAUGCUUCGCCUUGAUAAUUCUCCUGAUCUUAAUUUGUUGUGGAGUGGUAUACUGGCAAAGAAAACGAGAAGAAAAACCUUUGUUGCUCGUGGGGAUAAAGAAAACCCAGGCUGCCUAUGGAGAAGAACUGAAUUCAUGUGAGUACAAUGACAUUGACCUGGGGUCAGUGGCGGCCGAUGGCUGUGACUUUGAUCAGACCUCUGAAGACUCAGCAGAUGAAUGGCAGCAAACGAAAACAACGGAGGAUGAAGCUAUUGAGGCCUUAUAAGAGAGCAGCUGUCGACACAAAUGUCUUCGUAUACUAAUGCGGAUCAGACUGUUGAUCUGCCUCAGUUAUUAUUCUUUGGAUUUGAAAAUCUUUUGAAAUUGUGGUUUUCCAUGUUCAAUGGUAUUCUAGGCGUCUUGCUUCAUUUAUCAUGCAACACUAGUGUCCUGAUGGUACUACAUGAUAGAUGAAGUACCUGUAUUUACCUGCUUCCAGGAAGCUGCACCAUGUUGUCUAUCUUAAUGUCACAGGUGUGUGUGGCAUGCUUGUUGUUUAGAUAAAAUUAAGACCAUGUUUUAAAUAGAAUAGAAAAAUGGAAAAUAUUCAUACAGCAAAAAGCUAACAUUCAGACUAACAGAUAAAGAUAGGUACUGAGGGCAGAUAGGAAGACCCAGGCUCCAAACCCACCCUGGCAGGCUGUGAUGACAUCCACAGGAAUGGCUUGAUGGUUUAUAUCCAGAGUGCACAUUUUGUUGUCUAUAUGUUUAUGUACAUUGACAAUAAAGAUGCUUGUUUUUCCUCAAUAACA